Molecule: messenger RNA, 1070 nt
Organism: Grus americana (Whooping crane)
Lineage: Eukaryota; Metazoa; Chordata; Aves; Gruiformes; Gruidae
Product: erythroblast NAD(P)(+)--arginine ADP-ribosyltransferase-like
Exons: 3
Coding region: 72-977 (301 amino acids)
Molecular function (GO): NAD+-protein-arginine ADP-ribosyltransferase activity; NAD+ poly-ADP-ribosyltransferase activity
Source: RefSeq, a predicted model, not a curated record
AGGAACCGGCUGCUUCCCUGCCCACGGCACCGCGGUAGCUGGGUGCUUCUCCUGGGGGGGCUCUGCCUGCCAUGGAGCAUCUGGUGCUGGGCUUGGUGCUGCUGUCCGGGACCCUGGACACUGCCAGACCCCAGCACUGGCAAGACCUCGACCCCGUCGAGAAGGUGGCACUGGACAUGGCCCCCAGCUUCUUCGAUGACCAGUACCAGGGCUGCAGCCGCAUGAUGGAGGAGGAGCUGGAGGAGCUCAACCAAACUGAGUUCACCAACAACAGAGUCUACGCCAGGGCCUGGACCUACGCCACUACUGAAUGGCAGAGAUGGAAGGCCCGCAUCCGUGAGCUGCCAGCGCUGCGGCCAGACCAUACGGUCGCCCUGAUGGCAUAUAUCCUGGAUAGCAACGUGUACGGGGAGUUUGAUGCAGCUGUACGUGUGGCCGGGCGCUCCCGCGAGGAAUACCUGUGUGCCUUCCAUUUCAAGGUGCUGCAUUUCCUCCUGAGCGAGGCCCUGCGUAUCCUGCAGGACACCCAGCCACAAAAAUGCCACCACGUCUACCGAGGUGUAGACGUUCGCUUCACUGCCCGGCACCAACAAUCCAUCCGCUUCGGACAGUUCACCUCCACCUCCCUACGGAACGACAGCACCCAGCACUUCGGUCAGGACACCUUCUUUUCGAUGGAGACCUGCUAUGGUGUCCUCAUCAGGAACUUCUCCUUCUUCCCCACGGAGGAGGAGGUCCUCAUCCCGCCCUUUGAGAUCUUCAAGGUCACCAACAUCACCCACAAUGGGAAUAGAGCCUUCAUCCAGCUCCGCUCCCAGGGCGCAAGCAGCACCUACAACUGCGAGUGGGUGAAAGAGAAAAGAUCCAAGACCAUGGCGUGCGUCUUCAGCGCAGGCAGGAGCGUCCAGGGGGACCCCCCCCGCCUCUGGGGGUUCCUCCUGGCAGCCGCGGCCCUGGCAGCCGCCGCAGGAUCCUGAGCCGAGAUGCCACCGCUGCCACGGCACCAUGGCGAGGGAAAGGGGUCGGGAACGGGAGCCACCAGCUUCACGGAGCCAGCGGGACAGGACGGG